UUGGUGCUGUUAGGCGGUGGGGGCUUUAGAAGGUGAUUAGAUGGUACAGAGGUGUGUGGGAGCUUGCUGCUUCUGCCGUAUGAGGAUGCAACAAAAAGGGGCCAUCUUUGAAGAAGAAGAAAGCAAACCCUUCCCAGAGAUUGAACCUGCUGUCAUCUUGAUACUGGAUUACUCAGCCCAUAGAGCGGUAAUUCAGAAUCCAGAUGAGCACUCAGCUGAGGAUGAUAUAACAAGCAACAUGGGAAUCUCUAGAGAAAUCAGGAAGAAGGCUUCCAAAAACAUGCUAUGAUGUCUCCUGCUGGAGACAAGGCACAAGGUGCAGGGAAGGAGAGGUGGCCUGAUCCCGGACAAUAAUGAUGCAAUGUUGAAGAGUAAGCUGGAGGAGGAGCAAUAGGCAACAUGGAAAAAACCAAAACAAAGCAAGGAGAGAAUGAACAUAUGCCAGUGAAUAAUCCUUCUACACAGAUCUACCAGUUGCAGGCCCUGGCCUCAGAACUGAAAACUGGUUUCACGGAAGCAAUGCAGGAGCUGUCACGAAUCCAACAUGGAGAAUAUGCUUUGGAAGAGAAGGUUAAAAGCUGCCGGUGCUCCAUGGAAGAAAAAGUUACUGAGAUGAAGAACUCACUAAACUAUUUCAAGGAAGAGCUGAGCAAUGCAAUGUCAAUGAUUCAGGCCAUCACUUCUAAACAAGAAGAAAUGCAACAGAAAAUUGAACAGCUUCAACAAGAGAAGCGAAGGGAAUCUCGAAAAGUUAAAGCCAAGAAAACUCAAAAAGAAGAGCAUGGCACUCAGGCUGGUCCCACACAAGCACAAGGAAGUCCUUUCCGUUCCAUCAAUAUUCCUGAGCCUGUUCUUCCAAGUGAAGACUUUACCAAUAUUUUGCCUUCUCAGGCUUAUGAAAAAGCCCAAGAGUCCCGAUCUGUCCACGUAGGCGAGAGUAACGUGAAGGGAAUGAUGGGUCCCGGAGUGAACCCAACAACUCCAGAAGCAGAUGAAAACUUGAAGUCUUGCCUCUCAGCUGAUAUCCAGUCCAAGAGCCAACUGUCAUCCGGUGUGUGGAGGCAGCCUAAGGAUGGCAAAGAGUGGGGCGAGGAAUAUGUCACAAAAGACCACCCAGAUAAACUCAAGGAAGUGGGCCAGGGAAGACACAGCUCCUUGGAAAAUGUGUUAUGUGAAACUUCUUUAGCUGCUAAAAGACAAACUGUGGCUCUAGAACUGCUUGAAUCUGAAAGAAAAUAUGUCAUUAAUAUCUCUCUGAUCCUGAAGAUUAAGGCAACAUUCCAGGGGUCAGAUGGAAAGAGGAAUUCCAAAGAGAGAAGCCUCUUCCCUGGCUCUUUACGGUAUCUUGUCCAGCAGCAUCUAGAUUUGCUCCAUGCACUGCAGGAGAGGGUCCUGAAGUGGCCACGCCAAGGAGUCCUUGGAGAUUUAUUCCUUAAGUUAACAAAUGAUGAGAAUAAUUUCUUGGAUUACUAUGUUGCCUACCUGAGGGAUUUGCCUGAGUGCAUCUCACUGGUUCACGUUGUUGUUCUAAAAGAGGGUGAUGAGGAGAUCAAAUCUGACAUCUACACACUGUUUUUUCACAUAGUCCAGCGCAUCCCGGAAUAUCUGAUACAUCUGCAGAAUGUUCUGAAGUUCACAGAGCAGGAACACCCUGACUAUUAUCUACUCCUGGUGUGUGUUCAGCGCCUUCGAGUAUUUAUCUCACACUACACCCUGCUGUUUCAAUGCAAUGAGGAUUUGCUUAUUCAGAAGCGAAAAAAGCUCAAGAAGUCAUCCAUGGCGAAGCUGUACAAAGGGCUGGCUUCCCAGUGUGCAAAUGCUGGCCAAGAUGCUUCUUCCACUGCAGGCCCAGAGGCUGUCCGGGACAGUGGGAUCCACUCAGAAGAGAUGUUGCAGCCCUACCCUUCUGCUCCCAGUUCUGGCUCUGCUGUCACACAUUUGAUGGCCCCCGCGAAGAAGAGCCAGCAGCAGCAGGGCUUGAUGGAGAGCAUGCAGCCCGGGAAGCCCAGUGACUGGGAGAUGGAAGCCCGAAAGCACGAGAGGCCCGAGAGCCUGCUGGCGCCUGCGCAGUUCUGCGCGGCCGAGCAGGACGUGAAGGGGCUGGCCGGGCCCCUGCAGGCCAUCCCGGAGAUGGACUUCGAGCCGUCUCCCGCCGAGCCGCUGGGCAACGUCGAGCGCUCGCUGCGCACGCCGGCCGAGCUGCUGCCCGAUGCCCGCGGUUUCGUGCCCGCGGCCUACGAGGAGUUCGAGUACGGCGGCGAGAUCUUCGCGCUGCCGGCGCCCUACGAUGAGGAGCCCUUCCAGGCCCCCGCUCUCUUCGAGAACUGCUCGCCUGCUUCUUCGGAGUCCAGCCUGGACAUCUGCUUCCUGCGGCCCGUCAGCUUCGCCAUGGAGGCUGAGCGGCCCGAGCACGCGCUGCAGCCGCUGCCCAAGAGCGCCACGUCGCCGGCGAGCAGCAGCGGCGCCUACAAGCUGGAGGCCGCGCAGGCGCAGGCGCACGGCAAGGCCAAGCCGCUGAGCCGUUCGCUGAAGGAGUUCCCGCGCACGCCGCCCGCCGAGGGCGUGGCCCCGCGCCUCUACAGCACGCGCAGCAGCAGCGGCGGCCGCGCGCCGCUCAAGGCCGAGCGCGCCGCGCAGCCGCACGGCGCCGCCGCCGCCGCCGCUUCCGCCCGCGGCGCGCCGCGGACCUUCUUCCCCCAACAGAGGUCCCAAAGCGAAAAACAGACCUAUUUGGAAGUAAGGAGGGAGAUGCACUUAGAAGACACAGCCCGAUUCUGUCCAAAGGAAGAAAGAGAAAGUGAACAAACAUCUUUCAGCGAUCAAAACCCCAGGCAAGACCAGAAAGGGGGCUUUCGCAGCUCCUUCCGCAAGCUCUUUAAAAAGAAGUCCAGUGGAUCAGAAUACAGGGAAAAAACUAAUGAGAAUCCCUCAAUGGAUCCUUCACCCACCAAACAAGAUUUCUUCAGAAACCGACUUGCUCUUGCAAAUGACCUUGACCAAGGAACAGCUGUGUAAAACAUAUUUAAAAGUUGUAUUGUCAAGUGGUAAGAUGAGGAUUAAAAAACGUGUAUAUAUCUGUGUAGGAAUAUAUAUAUAUAUAUCAAUGUAUAAAUCCCCAAGGAAGACUAAUAUAAAUACUUACAUAUGAAACUAAAAUCAACAUACAAGACAUGAAGAGAUGAAGAUUAGUCUAUGGUUAAGACCUGGCUUUUUGAACAUCAACACUUGGGAAAAGGGAACUGAAGACUUUUCACAUCAUUACAGAAAAACACAAUAAAUCUGGAGGAAAAUAAAUGUUUGUAAGAACAAAAUCUUGCACCUUGAAGUCAUUCCCCUAGCAUCAUCUUGAGUAUGUUCAUAUUUAACAUGGAUGUAACUUUUGUGCUUCCUAGAUAUGUAGCUGAUUAAUCCAUUGCUAAGUGCUUAGACAUAUAAUUAUGUCAGGGACCAGUUGAGUCUUACCACGUUAUUCAAAAAUCCUCAAAGUAAUUAAUAUAUAACAUCCCUUGCAGGCAAGGGUUUAACCCAAAUAUAUUUUACAUAUAAAGUCUGAGUUACAAGUACUUUGUGCUUAAAUCAUGAUACAGAGGAUCCAAGCUUAUUUCAUGGUUAUAGAAAUAAAUCAAGAAAGGGAAUGAUGAUUGCUGUAGAAAUGGGAGUGGAGACAAAGAAACAUUUAUCCCUGUGUGGGCUGUGCUAAGGAUGGGAAAAGUCUUUCUUUUACGGAGUAUGCAGUAUUCGAGAUCCACUGGUAAUCCUGAGAGUCAUACAUGCUUAGAAUCAGAGUAUCUAGGAAAAAAGGCACUGAUUUAGCCACAUCAUCUUAAAAAGGGUUUCUUCAGUCUGGACAGAAGAUGGCAACAGCACUGGUGCUUUAAUAUCUCACACACACAAUGCUUGCCACAAACACCAGGUCAGAAUAAAAACUCAGGGAUACAUUAUUUCACUCCCCCCCUCCCCAAGCUGUAAAAAAACAAAGCUUUUACAGAUCAUGUAAAGGAAUAGUUCAACAAAGCCUGCUUAGCUCUGUGUUGUUUCCACAUGUCACAGAUAAUGAAAAUUCCUAACUGGCCCCAAACAUUAGAUUCUUAAUAGGAAAAAAUAGGUCUAAAUUACUGGUCCCCAUUCCCAAGAAAUUGUCAAAAUUAGGGUAUUUGGCUUCCAUUCACUCAGUCUUAGUACUCAAAUUGACUUCUUUGUAUACUGCUUCUCUGUGAACACAGUCUGAUAAAAUAGAACUUCUAAGUAUUACCAAUAGUCUUCUCCUGAUUUGCUAAUCAAUUAGGAACUCUUCCUUUAGCAUUUUGAGCAAUAGGGAUCUAGAACAUAGAAGGGAUCACUGCCAUGUUUUUCAAGUUUGUAGCAUUUAAGCCAAAGUUUUCAUUUCCCUUAAAUUAAUCCAUUUGAAAUUAGAUUUUUUUUUCUAUUAGGCCAAAGUUGUUUGGGGGCACUGCUGGAGAGUAUAAUGCCAAAUCACUUGGACAUGGAAAGUGAAAUAGAAUUCAUAACCUCUUAAAUAAAAAUGUAAAC
Molecule: messenger RNA, 4530 nt
Organism: Perognathus longimembris pacificus (Pacific pocket mouse)
Lineage: Eukaryota; Metazoa; Chordata; Mammalia; Rodentia; Heteromyidae
Gene: Arhgef33
Product: Rho guanine nucleotide exchange factor 33
Exons: 20
Coding region: 400-3015 (871 amino acids)
Molecular function (GO): guanyl-nucleotide exchange factor activity
Source: RefSeq, a predicted model, not a curated record